AGCUGACAUAUCAACAAAAAGUUGUGUUUUCUUUCUGUUUAGUAGAGUUUUGAAAAGUUUUCCUGUUACGAAUUCGUAGAUACUAUAGUAAUGUCUAUCCUAAAAUCAAAGUUAUUUGAAACUAUUGCAAAAAGUUUCAAGUCUGAUGCAGUCCCGAAGCCACCUAGAGAACCGGUAGAGACUACAGAUACAUCACAAAGUAAUACCGAAAAUCAACCUUACAAUGUCGAAGAAGAGGAAAUACCCGAACCAGAAAAGCCUAAGAAAGAAAAAAAGAAUCCCAAGCCUACCAAAAAAACUUUCUUUAAUCGUGACAAAACUAACAAACACGACGAUACCCGCAAACAUACAAAAUCCGGAAAGGACCAGACAUCAAUUAAUACUCAAGCAACUGGUGAUGUCAUCCAUGUGGUAAAUUCCAAAGACGUGCAGGUCGGCCAUCAGUAUGUGUACAACAUGGGAACUCCCGGAGCUAACUCACAGAAGAAUAACCCAUUUGAUGAUGAAGAAACAGUAGAAAAGACAAAUCUAAUAACUCUGGUCAUGGAAGCAAAAAUUAUGCUGGAACAUGAAUACAUGGACUAUGUCUCGAAGAACCUCGGCAGGAACUGGCACAGCUUCUUCAGAACGCUCGGCUUCACGCGGGGGCGCAUCGAGACUGUGGAACUGGAUGAGGGCAGAAAUGGUGUUGCAGAGGUCCGCUACAAGUUGCUCCUGGAGUGGGCCCGCACCGACGAGGACCCCACGCUGGGGCGGCUCGCCACGCGGCUGUGGGACGAGGGAGAGCGGCAGACCGUCAAGGAACUCGCCGUCUUGUAUAGUAACAACUUCAAGCAACAAUGUUGAUAGUACUUAACCAAGCAUUGGUUGUGAUCCGUCCCAUGAAAUCUGGCUGAAAAGUUAUGAUCUAGGUAAUAUCCCUACACCUACAUUAUCCAAUCAGUCACACGGCGGCUACUUUAAGUAAGUGCAAUUUUAGUAAUUAAAGUAAUGAGAUUUUACAUUCCAACAACAUUUUAUUGAAUCUGAGCUAUGUAGGUGCUGAGCUCUUUACAUGAUUUAUUUGUUUUAUGUGUUACAGCACCUAAAUCAAAAUACUUACAUAAUUAUAAUAAAAUGAAACCUUAUAUAAUGGCCACGAAAUAUCACCUUAAUUUUUAGAUAUUUACAUUUUAUAUUGAAGUCUGAAACCUACUUAUACAUAUCGAUGAAAACGGUUGUUAAAAAAUAUUGUAAUUUAGACAGGAGCAUUUUCUGCUUCUUUCUGCUAAUGUUUUGUAUUUUUGGCAUAAUCUAGUCAUACUUACUUAUAAGUAAAAUUGUAUAGUUUAUAUUAAAUUUGUUAUAAUCGCAUAUUAUUAUAAUAUCCUAUAAUUUGUCUUCCGAAUUAAUUAGGCAGUAAGUGCCUAUACAAUAUUGCAAUAAGGGUGAGGGAUGUUUUUUGAAUAUAUUUUGUCUUUUUUA
Messenger RNA from Plutella xylostella (diamondback moth), 1464 nucleotides. It is a transcript of the gene imd, whose product is annotated as death domain-containing immune deficiency protein. NCBI's taxonomy places the organism in Eukaryota, Metazoa, Arthropoda, Insecta, Lepidoptera, Plutellidae. Gene Ontology annotation, biological process: signal transduction. Gene Ontology annotation, molecular function: protein binding. The record is from RefSeq and is a predicted model, not a curated record.